AUGGUUGCUCCAGAUUUUACGGAGCGUUUACAGAAUGUUGCCACUAGGCAAGGAGAGCCCGUCGAACUUUCAGUCACGGUAAAUGACAACGAUGCCGUCAUUGCCUGGUUCCGUGAAGGUGCCGCGAUCCAGAAUGGGGGCGACUUUGUAAUCUCUUCGUCCGGCAACCGACACACCCUCUCAAUCACUUCCCCCUACCCCGAAGACAGCGGUGUUUUCACCGUCACUGCAAGCAAUGCUUCCGGCAAGGCUACUUCCACUGCAAGCCUUUUCGUUGAAGCCGCUUCCUCUGACGAAGAAUACGCUGUCCACCAAUCCACCCAGAAAAGUGUUCAAAAGACUACUGUAACGGAAUCUUCCACCUCCGUUAAAGCCGUCAAAAAGUCCGCCUCUGCCUCUUCCAAGAAAAUCGCCGGCUUCCAGCCAUCUGCUCAGCAAAACAUGUUCGCCAAGGUCUUUAUGUCCGCCGAAACUGGUCUCAAAAAGGUCAAGAAAGUCAAGAAAACCAAGGUUGAGUCUUCCGCCGAAACCGAAUACGAAACCGUUGCCGAAUCUUGUACUGAAGCCGAAUGUUUUACUGAAACCGAAGCCAGCUCUGUCGAACAAAUUGGCUCCAUGACCAAGAUCUCUCCUCAAGUUCCCCGAAAACCAACCGCUCUUGAUUUGAUCAAAAAGCCCCAGAUCGAAGUUUCUUCCCCACUUGGAAAGAAGCGAGAGAUUCAGGGUUUCCGAUCCGUCAAGUCUACCACCGGCAAAAUUCACCAAAUCUCUUCCUCCAAGAAGGUCGACAUCAACAUCGAUCGAACUAGCAAUCAGCAAAUCUUGUAUGGUGCCAAGUUCAAUCCAGGUGGUGGAGUUGUUCGACAUGUCACUGCUCCCUCUGGCCCACGAAGUCGAGAAGCUUCCGAGGAACGACGUACUAACUAUGCAACUAGCAACUAUGAAUCCGAGUUCGAGCAGGUUGACAUUGACGACGAAGAAGAAGCCGGAAACGAAGAGCUUGUUGAAGUUGAUUCUCUUCCUGCUACUCCUGAGCCCGAGGAUAAUGCUCCAGUUGAAGACGAGCCACAAGAGCCAUUCGCUCCUCGAUUUGAAAUGCCACCAGAGGAUGUUGACGUCAUUGAAGGCGAUGUUGCUAUUCUCCAGGCUCACAUUGCUGCAUGGCCCGAGCCAGAGAUCAAGUGGUACCGAGAAGGCGCACUUAUUGACAACUGCGAGGACUACCAAGUUUCAUUCGAAGACGGUAUUGCACAAUUGGUUAUUCGAAACUGCUAUCCUGAUGAUGCUGGAAAAUUCACUAUUUCCGCUAGCAACCAGAUGGGUACCUCUUCCAGCACCUGCUUGUUAGGCGUUAAGUCAACCUCGCAGUGCGAACGUGACCAAUUUGAACAAGUCUACGAAGAGUCCGCCAACGAGUCUGCAAAUGAAUCUGGAACUGCUACUUCUGAUCCAGAUGAUGAAUCCGUUAUUGUUAAGCGAACUGAUGUUCUUUCCCCUGUCCACGAGGGCGCAGAGGGUCUUCAAUCUCCUGCUUCCCCCGUCCGACACCAUCAAAGCCCCGAACAAGUCCUCGAAGAAGCCAUGGAAAUCGUGACUCAAGCUGAGCAGCGACUCGCGGCCACCAGCCCCGUCGCCGCUAGCCCAGUUCCAGCUGCUUUGCCACCAGCAUCUGGUGCUCCACGAUUCUCUACCAUCCCUGACCGAUGCGUUCUCCUCCAGGAGGGCGCAACUCAGAUUUUCGAGGCUGUUGCUCCCGGCGCUCACGUAUUUUGGGAGCGCGAUGGCAAGCCAAUCAUCGGUGGAUACCGAGUCAAGGUUGAAGAAGACGAGAAAAAAUGCAAGUCUACUCUUACUCUCAACAUGGUCUUCCCCGAAGAUGCCGGCGAAUACGUUGCUGUCGCUGCAAACCAAUUUGGAAAAAGCACUCAUUCCGUUUUCUUCCUUUCUUCUGAACACUAUGCUGCAUUUAUGCGCAAGGGUGGCGAAGUCCCCACUGGUCUUACUGACUACACUACUGCUGAGUCAUCUGAUGAACUUGACUCUCGUGGUCGCCGAGAGAAUCUCAAGAAUAUCAAGAAAGGCGUUGGCAUCAAGAGUGGUGGAACCCCACUUGGAACAAGAUCCCCCUCGCCAAGACUUCGUUCAAUGUCUGGCUCACCUAAACGAGCUGCCUCUCCAGGACAGGGUCGUCUCUCCACUCUCGACCCCGCUGACAUGAGCAAAGUCUACAAGCCUGUUUUUCUCGUCAAGGCCGUCAAUCAAGAAAUUACUGAAGGCAAGGCGACUCGAAUUAAUAUUCGCGUGACUGGCCGACCUCCAGCACAAAUCACUUGGCUGAAGAAUGGCGAGCCAGUUCAGGAAGACGACACUCACCGAAUUAUUAUCAAGGAGAACGGUGUCGAAUCUCUUAUUUUCGAUAGCGUUACAGAAGCUGAUUCUGGUGAAUACACUGUUGUUGCUGCCAAUGUCGGUGGAAAAGCUGUCUCUAAUGCUAAGAUUACCGUCCUCCCAUCUGAGGAAGCUCAGCGACCACAGAUUCUUGAGAAGCCAGUUUCUACUAAAGUCAACGCUGGAGAAUCUGUUCGACUAGCUGUCUUUGCUGUUGGUCGACCAACUCCCGAUAUUUGCUGGCUCAAGGAUAAUCAGCUUUUGAUUCCCGAGAAGCAUACCAACUACCAGUUCGAAGGUGUCGAUGGCCAUGGUUUACUCACUAUUGAUGCUGCAACCAAGGCUCAUGAUGGUUGGUAUACUGCCACCGCUAUCAAUCGAGCUGGUCGAGAUUUGUGCCGAUGCAAGAUCACCGUUUCUGCCGAUGAGAAGAAGCAGGACGCUGCAACUGGACGAAAAUUCCAGUCCUCUCGAAAGGGGCUCAAGAAGAAGGCCGAUGCGAGCCCUGGUCGCCACACUGGCAAGCUUACUCAGGCUCCUGAGGACUUCGACGAAGCUGAUCUGUUCGAUAAGAGCAAGAAACAAAAACCAGUUUUCAAGAAAAAGAUCUCCAACAUCAAGACGAAGACUCUCGGCGAAGCUACUUUUGAGUGCCGAGUUACACCUAUUGGUGAUCCAACUAUGAAAGUACAGUGGCUUCUUGAAGGCAAGCCACUUGAAAAUGCCAAUCGAAUCCAGACUAUGUUCGAGUUUGGCUACACCAGCCUCACUGUCACUCAUUGCUACCCUCGCGAUACCGGUGUGAUCACCUGCCGCGUUACUAACGCGCAUGGUGCUGCUGAAUCUUCAGCAACUUUGAUUGUCAAGGAAGAUAGAGGCACUACCUUUGCUGCCGCUGAGGGACGAGCUAUGCAGCUCAUUGCUGAGCGCGAGAAGAACUCCCGAGCUGAUUCUGAGUCUCCACCAUACGCUCGAUCACCAACGAAGGGCGAUGAUGAUGCUCAGUUUGCUCCACAGAUUGUUUCUAUCCCAGAUGAUUGCAAGACUAACGAAGGACAGCCUAUGCGAUUCAAGGUGCGAUGCACUGGAAAUCCCCAGCCAAAGGUUGAGUGGUACCUCAAUGGUCAGCAGAUCCGAAAGUCCAAGCGAUUCACCCUCUGGAACGACGGACUUCAUCAUUUGGAAAUCAACCCUGCACGAGCUUACGAUACUGGGUCACUCGUUGCUGUUGCUAUCAACAAAAUCGGCCAGGCUCAGGCCAGCUGUUGCGUUGAUGUUGAACCUCUUGGAGACCUCCGAUCGAACCUCAAGCGUGUCGAUAGCUCUUCUCCAGACUCUGCUCUUCGAGCGAUGCGAAUUGACCGAAAGGUUGAUACUGAAAAGCGAACUGCUGAGCUUGGUGAGUACAAAAAGUCAAAGCGAAUGAGUUCUAGCGUGAGUGAUGCGAAUUUGAAUAACUCGGACGUCAGUUUGCUUGAGUACUUCCAACAAGAUUUGCAGCUUGCUGGAAAGAGCCAGAAUAAAAACCAAAACCACGUCGAGGUUUUAUCUGGCAACACUUCUUUAUUGUCUGACUCGCUCGAGACUGAGUCGAUGACCAGUUCGACCACGCCGAUUCCGGGUAGUCAUGACUUUUAUGAAGUGAUUCAGCCGAAGAAAAACUUAAAUACUAAAACAUCAAAGGCCAAAGCCGCCUUUACUGGAGCUGCAGUAACCACUAACAAAUGGAAAUAUGAACAAGAGCUUUUCACUGCCAGACAAAAGCUAAAACCUGCCAAAAUAACACGUACCGCUUCCCCUUCCUUGACUUUAGAAGAAGUGCAACUUCGAAGAACUUCCAUGAAUGCUUCUCCUACAAAAAGCCGACCAUCGGCUGCUUAUGACCCAGAACUUCGUGAAAAGUUCCACAAGGUCAAGACCGAGGAGCAUCAGAUGACUGCUGCUCGAGUUACCGUGCAAAAGAAGCCUGAUCAUUUCGACCAAAAGGAUCAGGAGGAACUUCUCAAGAAAACCAAGCGAGAACUUGAGCACUGGGAGACUCCCGAAGAAACUCCGUCCCCUAUGGGCCAGCCUGAUCUUCCUAGCCACGCUCUUCAGGUCGAAAUCCCUGAUUUCUCUGAUAUCAAGGCUAAGGAUACCGAAAACGAUUUGUUCCAGCCACCAGUUAUCACUGAAAAGCUCAAGGACAUCAAGUUCGACUCUGACACUGACGCUACUAUUCGAGUUCGAUUCUUUGGCUCGCCAAUGCCCGAGCUCCAGUGGUUCCAUAAUGGUGUGGAGUUGUCCAUGGAUACCCGACGAUACUGGAAGUUUGUCGACAACAGCACUUGCGAAUUGUAUAUCUUCAAGGUCAAUGCUCAGGAUGAAGGUCAGUACGCUGCUCGUGUCUCCAACCGAGGAGGCGAAGAACUCUCUACUUGCAUCGUUACUGUCAACGAAAUCAAGCGAAAGAUCUUGGAAGGCCCUCGAUCCCAGGAAUGGUCUUCUGACAUGACCGCUCGAUUCGAGAUUGUUGUCUCUCACAAAGAUGUCGAAGGUAUCUGGAUGAAGGAUGGAGUCGAGAUCGCAGUUUCUGACAAACACUUUGUCGAGGAUAUCGGCGGUGGACGACGACGACUUACUAUUCAGAACUUGAAGAAGGUCGACGAAGGAAUUUACGAGUACGUGUAUGCUGGCGACCGAGCCGCUGCUACUCUUACCGUCAACCAGGCGAAACUUGAGAUCUCUGAACAGCUCCGAGAUCAGUCUGUUCUCGCUGGUGAGGUUGUUACGUUCGAUUGUCUUCUCACCGAUGAAACUUCUGACGGAAAAUGGUUCAAAGAUGGCGAGGAAAUUCAGGUCUCUGACAGACUUCUUGCUAUUGCUGAAAAUCAACGACAGAUGCUCAUCAUUGAAGAUGCCACUGAAGAAGAUAUCGGUGUCUACUCCUUCGUUGUUGAUGGCGCUCAGACUUCUGCUUCUCUCGCUAUCCAAGAUGCUGUCCGAAUCGUCCAGGGUCUUCAGCCUUCUGAGGCUGUUGAAGGCGAGCAGGCUGUCCUGGCUGUCGUCAUCGAACCAGAGUCCUACACUAAUGGUAAAUGGAUGAAGAAUGGCGCCGAGCUUCAGUUCGACUCUCGAAUGAGCUACGCUCAGCCACAAGGAGGAUUUAAGGAGCUCGUUAUUCGAAAUGUCAACUCCAACGACGCUGGUGUUUACGCCUUUGUCGCUGGCAACCAAGUCACUGAGUGUGAAUUCGGCAUCGUCGAGAUCAAUGUCCUUGAACCACUCAGAGAUCAGCAGGUUGAGUUGUCUGGAGAAGUUCUCUUCGAGACGCUUCUCUCUCAUGUCAAUGUUGUUGGUACUUGGUGCAAGAACGAUGUUCCUAUCAAGAUGGAGGAUGAGCGAGUUCAAGUUUUCAUCGACGAAAAGGUUCAAGCUCUCUACCUCAACAAUGUCGUUCCAGAAGAUGCCGGUGUUUACUCCUUCUCUGCCGGUGGAAAAUCGACUGCUUGUGAGCUUCUUGUUGCUGUCCCAACUCCCAAUGUCGAGUUCAAGCAUGGACUCCAGGAUGUUCAGGUCAAGAACAAGGAAAACGUUGUCUUCCAGAUUGAGCUUACUGCCGAUGUUCCCGGCGCUUGGUUCAAGGAUGGUCAGCCAAUCGCUGAUUCUGACCGAGUCAAGUCAAUCACCGAAGGCGUUGUCCGAUCUUUGAUCAUCGCCGAAGCUGGACCAGAAGACGAGGGUGUUUACACUUACGCCUGUCAGAACAUUCAGUCCUCUGCUAAUUUGUUUGUCGAGGUCGCUUACAUCAUCCCCAAGAACUUCAAGGACACCAGUGUUGCUGAAGGCGAAACCGCUGUUUUUGAAUGCGAAGUUACCAAAUCCGACCUCGAAACUCAUUGGUUCCGAGACGGAGUUGAGAUCGAUGUUUCCGACGAUAAAUACGAGAUCAUUGUCCAGGGACUUUCCUACAAGCUUCUCAUUCACAACUGUACUGUUCGGGAUAAGUGCGAGAUCGUCUUCCUUGCUGCUGAUGAAUCUGUUGCUGCUAAUCUCCAAGUCAAUGCCGCUGAAAUCAUGGAAGAUGCUGUUGACUGCGUUCAGAAUGAGGGCGAAGACGCUACUUUCUCCGUCACAACCACUUCCAACGCAACUGUCUUCUGGACUCGUGAUAAUGUCCGCAUUAAGCCUAAUGCUAAGUAUCAAUCCCGAAUGGAGGGCAAGAAGAGUUUCUUGACCAUCAAGAAUGUCUGCGUUGAAGAUGCUGGUUCUUACACCUGCCAUGUUGGCUCAACUGAGUCGACCGCUGUUCUCUUCGUCGAAGUUGCUGAAGUCAAAUUUGUAUCUUCCACUAACAUCGAAGUUGCCGCUUCUUUGGAUAAGAACUACGCCGAGAUCGAAUUCCAGGUCAACAAGGAAGGUGCCGAAGGUAACUGGUUCCACAACGGAAUCCAGGUCAACAUCGAAGAAGCCAAAUACAACUACGUUGUCGACCGAACUUACCACAAGCUUAUUGUCAAGGAACUCGACAUUAACGACUCUGGUGAAUAUUCUUUCAAAACCGGAACUCAAGUUGCUACUGCUUUCUUGAACGUCCAGGCCAAGGAAGAACCCGCCAGUUUUGUCCGAGAACUCUCUGAUGCUGGAGCUGAUUUGAGCGAAGAUGCUGAAUUUUACGUUGAAGUCGCUGGUGUUCCUACCCCAGUUGUGACCUUCUACAAGCAAGGAACCCAGAUCAUGCCCAGCGGAAAGCACGAGAUCAUUCAGGAAGGAAAUGUUGUCAAGCUCAUUGUCAACUGCUGCACUGAAGCUGAUGUCAGCCAAUAUUCUGCCACUGCUAAGAACUCAACUGGUACCGUCAUGUGCAAGGCCAAUCUCAACAUUGUCGAGAAGAAAUCUUGGGAGCAGGAAGAAGAGCAAGUCCAAGAGCCAGCGCCUGAGCAGCAAAGCCUUGCCGAGAUGGUUCUCUUCUCACCUCGAAUAACGCCACAGAAGUCAAAGUUUCCUUUUCUGUACUCAUCUGGAUCCGAAUCCGAUUCGUCUCGACCAGCAUCGGGGCGCAAGAAUCGAAAUCCAAAUGAAGAAAUGAUCCAAAAACUUCUAGCCAUCAAAGAACGGCUGGAAGACACAUCCGACUUAGAAAUCUCUGAGAGCGCAAUGAGAGUCCUUCAGGAAAGAGGCAGUCGAAGAGGAUCAACAAAAUCUUCGACAAAAUCUUCGCCACGAUCGUCAGCUUCAGAAGGCGCGAAACCCGACUUACCAAAGGCCCAGCCUGCUUCGUCCAACGAAACAAAACGAAAAGCGGAGACAAUUUCGACAAAUUUCACGAUUCCGAAAUUACAACCAAAGGCGAAGCCAGUCGAACAAAAAUCGGAAGGCACAAAAGUCGUCAAAUUGACGAAAAAGAGAUCAAGCCCUGUUCCGCCAAAGCAAGAACAAAAUGCUCAAAAAGAGGUGGCCGCGAAAGGACCGACUAAAGGAAUGAACGCAGUUUCAGCCGGCGGAAAGUUGUUCUUGACCGAAAAGCCAAAACACAGAAAAACUCCAGACUUUGAAAAGCCAAAAAUCUCGUUGGUCAAGUUGGCAAGAGCUCCGAUGUGGCCACAAACAUCAAUACCUCCUCGCUCAACAUCAUCGCCGUGA
Molecule: messenger RNA, 8010 nt
Organism: Oikopleura dioica
Lineage: Eukaryota; Metazoa; Chordata; Appendicularia; Copelata; Oikopleuridae
Source: the annotation of a GenBank genome assembly